Molecule: messenger RNA, 3363 nt
Organism: Gopherus evgoodei (Goodes thornscrub tortoise)
Lineage: Eukaryota; Metazoa; Chordata; Testudines; Testudinidae
Gene: CACFD1
Product: calcium channel flower domain containing 1
Exons: 5
Coding region: 237-761 (174 amino acids)
Biological process (GO): vesicle-mediated transport
Cellular component (GO): membrane
Source: RefSeq, a predicted model, not a curated record
ACGUGGAAGCUGUGCUGCUGCUGGGGACAGAGGCUCUCCAUUGUCAGCAAGAGCAGAGCAGCUGUCAGGGGCCAGGCCAGGUCCCUGGGGCGGUGGUGAGGGGCCCCACCGCAGAACGGGUGUGAGGAGCUGUCACUGACUCUUCUGGGGGUGUGUGUGUGUGGGGGGGUGUCCCCUUCUGUUGUGGCUCAGGUGCAAAGAGAGGGCUGCCCCAGCCCCUGCGGAAGGGGCACACAAUGAGCUCCCAAGAGGAUCAGUUCCAACAAGCAGCCCCUGCCCCAGCUGCCUCUUCGGCGGACGAUGGCAUGACUUGGUGGUACAAGUGGCUGUGCAGGAUCGCCGGUGUCAUCGGGGGCGUGUCCUGUGCACUUGCCGGCCUUUGGAACUGCGUGACCAUCAACCCCCUGAACAUAGCGGCUGGGGUGUGGAUGAUGUUAAAUGCCUUUAUCCUGUUCCUGUGCGAGGCUCCAUUCUGCUGCCAGUUUAUCGAAUUUGCAAACGCCGUGUCUGCGCGGGCGGAUAAGCUGCGGCCCUGGCAAAAAGCUGCCUUCUACUGUGGGAUGGCCGUGUUUCCAGUCAUACUCAGUCUGACGCUGACCACGUUACUGGGAAAUGCUAUCGCUUUUGCAACAGGAGUGCUGUACGGCUUGUCAGCGCUUGGCAAAAAAGGGGAUGCCAUUUCCUAUGCAAGAAUCCAGCAACAGCAGAAGCAAGCGGAUGAGGAGAAGCUAACAGGGACUCUGGAGGGGCAGGCACUGUAGAAUUCUCUCCUGGGUCACGCUCCUGCGGAACCACGUCCUGCCGGCACUGAGACUUUAAAAACACAGUGGCAAUCCAUUCUGACACGAAUCUGAUCACUCUUCUAUCAGCUCCUCGGUGAACUUUCCAAACACUGCAGCAACUAGAAUUCUAAGGGGCAAGAGAUGACACUUUGCUCUCCAAAAUAACCUCGAAAGAGCCUCACAUGGAGGCGUCUCAGUCUGUGAGUAUUGCACAUUGCAGCUGGAAGACGCAGGUUUCACUGGGAAGAAACCUCUUGUGUGAUUAGCUGCCCUGCCCAGCCCAGGUUAUACCCAGAACCAAAGAUCUGAAAAUCCCUUUUUGCCACCAGGUGUGUGUGACUUAAAUCUCAGCUGACUCUCCAAGUGCUGCUUAGCAAAGCUGAUAGGAUGUGUGCAUUCCUCAGCAAGGUCCCUAGUUCACCACGGGGGAUCGAGAUGUACAGUGGGGUUUUUGCUGGCCAUAAUUUCACUUGCAGGCUAAUCUGGGCAUUGGCUGAGAAGAGAUGGAAGACGUACCAGGAGCCCUGCGUUCUGGAUACCUGGCUUCUGGAAGGUGAAUUGGGAACCCUGGGCAAGCUCUUACCAUCCCAGCUGAGAUGCAUUCCCCCAUUUCCAAGGUGCACUAUGGGGCCAGUUGCUGGUCCUACUGAAGUGAUUGGGAGGUUGCCCAUUGGCCCUUGCAAAAAGUCUGGCUUUUUGUGCAUUACAAGUCUUCAGUGGUGCUCUGUGGUAUGGAUUUUUAAGGGUGUACUAUGCUAAUCUAAGGUUUAAUGAUAUACAGUAGUGCUGAUGGCUGGAUGGAUUGUGUUAGGAACUAAUUGAUCCUUGGUGUUGCUUUAUUUUAGGGUUUUAGAUUAGGGGCAGUUAGGUCAGGAAUUACUGCCAUGUAGCAAAACACCUUUGACAGCACAAAAGUAACUUAAGACAAUAACAAACCCUCCAGAGACCUGAUUGGAAGCCCACAGAAGUUAAUGGAAAGACUCCCACAAUCUUGGAUGGAUUUUGGAUCAGGUCCUAACAUGUGUAGAGCGCAACCUCCACAUCCCUCUGCGUGGGCAGGGAGCGCCUGCGUUGCACAGAGGCCUUGAACCAGAUCAGCUCCUCAGUUUGUCUCUGUAGGGAUUUUUUUUAAUUUUCCUGUUACCACUCACCCUUUCACUGGAGGAAAAGGGGAGUAAGAAUUUCUUUCCCUCAGCAGAAAUGAGGGUAACAUUCCUUGAGCUGAGCAGGAUUUUGCUAGUCCUGUCCAUUUAAACUGUGACAUACAGUAACUGGUAUGAAGGAAGGUCCCUUGCUCAGGUGCCCAGAUCUGAUUUGGAAUCUUAAACCUCCUUAGGUACUCUUUCUCCUACUGCCUCUCCAUGCAGAGUCAGUACCUACGGACGUGGGACAUAUCCUUUUUUUCUGUCCCACGCCGACAUUAGCAUUUCGGUGCAUGCCAAAAAGCAGGUGGCUUGCAACCCCCCAUAUUGCUGCUGCGUGGGCAGGUGGCAAGCUUUUCCCUGCCGCGUUGGGAUGCCUCAGAUCUGGGAAGCGUUCUACGCUGCAUCCGCCCGGUAAAAUUUGCUUAGGAAUCUCUAAGAUGAACCAACUCACUUUAUACCAUGGAAUUUGUGUCCUGCUCUAAUAAUGCUCUUGUGUCCCUGCCGCUGCCCUAUCAUCAUGUGUCGCUGAGAGGAUAGUCUGUCAGGUUGUAGUGCACUUGCACAGAGUCAGGUGCAUUUGUUGCAUCCAGCAGCAAGGACACUGCCAGCCCAUUCCAGCUCAUAUUGUUCUCCCCUAGUUAACUUUUCUGUCCCAAGUUGCUCCUACUUUAAAGAGGCCGUGCUCAUGAAUGGACCCUCUGACUCGUCCAACUAGACACUACUUCCUGUUUGCAGCUGUUGCCUCCCAUAGCACGCUUUGUGACCAUUUGAUUUCCUUUUAAACUGUGAAAGUAAAGGCCUCAUCCUGUCCUGGAGCCACUAGACAAAGUGCAGAUAAAAAUAACAUUAACUCUAACCUGGUGCCUUGGAACUUGAGCCCAGAUUCUGCGCUCUGAGUAAUCCAGAUUAAUUCCACUGAGCUCAGCGGAUGACUCUGGAGUUACACUGGUUUAGCUGAGAGCAAAAUGUGGCUCUUCGCUCGCAGAAGAAAAAGGCGACAUAAUAGCUUUGUGGGUUUUAACAAGCUAUAACUGUACACUACACUUGAGAAGUCUUUCACAUCCUACAGGUGUAACCAAAUGAAUUCAACUGUUUGUUAUCACUUCCUGUUUUACUCUGCUGCUGUGCACGGUUAAACUGCUGCCAUGUGCUAUCCCAGAGGUGGCUACAUUUUAAAGCAGGGCUUGAGGAUUCUCGGUGGUGCAGUUUUGGGAUCUUCCUGGCAGGGGGGAAAAAGGCUCUUUAGUAAUUAAUAUGCAUCAUACCCGCUUUCUACUUGGGCACACAGGCUCUGAUCCCGCUCCUGUUCAGCUCAGUGGUGAAACUCCCAUUGACACUGUGGUGUAGGAUCAAAUUCACAUUCACCAGUUUUGUACUGGAUGGACGACAGAACUCGCUUCCUCUAUAUAACAUUCUACAUAAACAGUGCCCUAAUC